Molecule: messenger RNA, 5429 nt
Organism: Neolamprologus brichardi
Lineage: Eukaryota; Metazoa; Chordata; Actinopteri; Cichliformes; Cichlidae
Gene: synm
Product: synemin, intermediate filament protein
Biological process (GO): fast-twitch skeletal muscle fiber contraction; intermediate filament cytoskeleton organization
Cellular component (GO): costamere; intermediate filament; sarcolemma
Molecular function (GO): intermediate filament binding; vinculin binding; structural constituent of cytoskeleton
Source: RefSeq, a predicted model, not a curated record
CACCGAUCACAAAUUACAUCACAGUCGCGCCCACGGACGCAGACGCAAAUUGAUGCCGGGUGAAUCCGUCUCCUAAAUAAUAAAUAAAAUCACCGGACAUUUUUCUCCAUCUAACUUAACAGAGAUAAUUAGUUACCACAAUGCUCCCUUUCAAGAGAACUUUUGAGAGCGAGAAGCACCAGCUGCAGGAGCUCAACAGCAGACUUACCCAGUAUCUAUCCAGAACCAAGCAGCUGGAGCAAGAAAACGCGCAUCUCAUUGCUGAAAUAAAUAAACUGAGACAGGUGAGGACUACCGGAUGGGAAACUAAGUACAGGGCUGAGAUGCAGGACCUGCGGAGAAUGGUGGGGCAGCUGUCGUUUGAAAAGUCCCAGGCUGAGAUGGAGAGGGAGAAGCUAUGGCGGGAGUUGCAGAUGAUCCAGAGUCUGUGCAGCGAGCAGACCGAUGUGUGCCGGGACGUCAGCGGCGAACUAAAGAACUGCGAGCAGGAGCUUCAUCACGCUCACAAAACCAACAGCGAACUCCAGCAGCGGCUGCUGCAACUAGAGAACGAGUAUAAACGCUUAGAGGAUGCACACAGGGAAGAGGUGAGCCGCCUUUGCCGUCAGGUGGAGUCCCGAGUGGCACCCAUCAUCAGGCAAACUUAUCGUGGGCCUCCGGUGGUCUCCGUGGAAGAGGUGCAGGAGUAUGCCCACGGUAUGUCCGAAGGAUGGAUUCAGACCUUCGAAAUGUACCAGAAGACGGUAGAAGACAUGGAGCAGUCAAUUAAAGCGGACCAGGCAAUGCUGAACGACAUGCAGAGGGAAAAGAUGCUGUAUGCGUCCGAGUUGGACAAAUUACGCACGGAAGCGGAAAAACAAGGGCAGAUUCAAAUGCGACUUGAGGAGCAACUGAUGCACAUGCAGGAAAAAUUCCGUGUGGACUACAGUCAGUAUCAGAUGACUAUUGAACAGCUGGAGCAUGAGAGGAAUGUGAUGGCUGACGUUAUAGCACAAAAAAUGAGAGAGCAUCAGCAGCUUCUCCAGGUGAAGAUGGAUCUGGGAAUGGAGGUUGCUACUUACAGGGCUCUUCUGGAGGGUGAGCGAAUCAGUCUGCAAGAUGCUCAUAAGCGAGGGAAUCAACAUCAAAGAGAAAGAAUAAUAGAUAUCAAAAUGCCUGCCCAACGCUAUACUCCAAGAGCUUCCACCUUAACCACUAAACAGCACAUGGAUAUAAGGUACAUGCCAUCGACUUCAAGCUUGAGAAGAGCCCCUAUCCCUUCCUCUGGGUCCAUAAGUCCGUCUAGGGUCAUCCCUAUUUCAGUUACAGGAAGAGCUCGCCAUCAGAGUCCGGCAUCCAGAAGGGAUAUGAUCUCAUUUAACAAAGCUCGGGCAGCUGCUUCUGCUACUACCAUUACCACCACCAGUACUACAACCAAAGAUAAGCAAGCAGGCCAUAGUGAAAACCAAGUCAGUCGGAGUGUACCAAAAAGAACAGCUGAAGAGCAAACUGUGAAACUCAUCUGGCUCCCACACACAGAGGGCCAGAUGAGUCCUGACAAGUCUUCUACUCCUGAUACCAAAUCUGUAAGAGUGGUGUCACCAUCAAUGAAGGUUACGGAAACCGAGACAGAAAGCAAGAAGUAUGUGUCAGAUGAAAAAGAAAAAGGCCCCGUUGUCGAGGGCGAGGUCAAAGACAAAGGAAGAACAGAGUUUACAAUAGGCCCAGCUGAGAAAAAGAUAUUAGACUCUGUGUCUGUAGAAGAAAUAAUUGAGAAAGUGAUAAAACCAGCAGGUUUGGAAGGCAAGGACUGUUCAGCAGGAGAUUCAAAAGUCAGAUAUCACGUGGAGAAAACUGAGCAGGAGGAUGGCACGACUAAAACACAAAUCGUGCUGGAGUCCAAAGUGGAGGAAGAGCUGGAUGUUUCUCAGGACAAUGCCCUGGAAGAACUGUUGAAACAAGGUGUGAAGAAAGUGUCACUAGAGGACAUCAAGGACACAGCAACAGGAAGCAUGGUCAAGAACCUGCUGAGUGGCUUGCAAGGAGGAGAGGACUUACAAAAUAAGUCAUUCAAUGUGGAAAUAAUCGAGGAACCAGUGGAGUCUUACAGUGAUGAAGAACUUGAGGCUGAGCAGAAGUCCGGGUUCACUUUUCAUGAGCCUUCUGCAUAUUUCCAAGUUGAGGAGCCAGAAAAUAUCCCUCAUGGCUUUCAAGAUAGCAGGGGAGAUGAUAAUGUCAUGAAAUCCAACACAGAUGAGUCAAAGUUUGGAUCUGUACAAGUCCAAGAGGUCUCUAGAGAGAGUGAAUUUCCACAUUUCUCCCAUGAUCAAGAGUCUCAUGAGUAUUUUGUCUCUACACCAGAUGAAAAUCUUUCUGAAUCUGAGGAGGGUGGCGGGAUAACCUCAUAUGGCCAUUAUGGAAUUGUAGAUGACCUGUCGGAUGAGAGGUAUUAUCAAGAUGAUGGUCUUCCCCAGAAAAAAGUGACUGUAAAAGAAAGUGAUGAAUAUGAGUUUAUGUCAGGUGACCGGUUGUUUGCCAAAGAGAGUUUUCCAGAGUGCAUAAUAGAAGAAGAGGUUCGGGUCUCACCUAUAGUGCAAGAGUCAGUGCUUGAGUACCUGAGAGAAGACUCUUUGGAGCCCAAAGAGCAGCUGAAAGGAGCUCUUGAGAAGCUACAAAGUUCAGUGUCGGGACCACUGAAAGAGGAGUUAGCUUUCCUCACCAGAGUGAGUAGUGAAAGUCCAGAGAAUGUAGCCGUCGAUGUCAAAAGAGUGAAACAGUCCACUGACAAUGGAACCAUGACUAUAGUUGCAGAGCUAAAUGUUUCUCAAACCCUGGAAGAAUCUGGGCUGCUGGAAGGAGAUGACCUAUCUGAAGAUCAGAUCAUGGCAGCGCUCAAGUCAUCUAACAUGGGGAUCGAGAAAGCCUUCCAGAGUGGGGCGGGAGGAGGAUACAGCAUUAGAGUUUCCAGGGAAGAUAAUGUUGCUGAUAGCGUGGAGUAUGGCAACUUCAGCGACAAAGGAGAAUCUGCAUCUGAAAUCGGUGAGAAACAUUUUAAACUGGGGCCAUCAGACAAGUCAUUUUCCUUCCAGAUGGAUGUACACGGUGGCCAUGACGAGGCUGCCUCAGAGCAAGAGCUGCAGCCUCCAGUCCUGGAGAUGCCGGUGAAGAUUUCACAGGAGAAAAGAAUCGCAACAGUUUACCUUGAAAGCCCUUCUAAUGACUAAGAACUAAAUCUGAUUAUUUUUUUCAAAUUGAAUAAUUGCCAGUGCAUUACAGUAUGUUUACUUAAACAUACAAAGCGUAUACUAAUGGUGAUUACAGGAACUGUAUUCAUGCUAUUUUUCAAGUAAACAAGCGUACGUAUAAUCCAUAAGACUAGAUUACCUAAAACAGAGUACUAGCUAUUUAGUUAAAAGUAUCUGAUUUCCAUAUAUUUUUCUUUUUGCUAUUGACUGCAGAGAUCCCAUUACUGAAAUACUCCAUACUAACUACUGUGGGCUAGAUUGUGUAAGGAUUGAAACCUCUACAUAUUGUAGCCAUAUUUAAUGGUAGGCAAUGCUGUGUGCUGUACUAGUAUGUUUGGCUUUUCAUAAGGUGCAGUUUGGAUAUCCUUGAUUAUUCUCUUUAUAGUGCUUCAUUUUGUACUAACCUACACUUAACAGCUUAAACAGCUCAUUCUACAGUUUACAGCAUAUAAUCCACCCAGCCAUCAUGUCGUGGCUGUACUUGCCAUGAUGUUAAGUCUCCUUGGUCAGCAUUUAUUGCUCUCCGGGUUACAAGGUGCUGUGCACUGUUUGCAGAAUGAGGCUUUAAUUUUUUAUGUUUUGAGCACCUCUACAAAAUGGAAUGAUGUUAGUACACAGCACAUGCUGGAACACAGUGGUUUAUAUUAACAAGUCAUUGCUAACAUGUGUUCAAGACUGUUGACCUUGUGACUGAGGAUAAUAUCAUGAGAGUUUAAAAAAAAAGAUCUAUUUCCUUUAGAAUUUGUCUUAACAAAGCUCUUGUGAAGCUUAAAAGUGAUUUCUUGGGGUUUCUAGGGACGGCGCAGUGGUUAGCACUGUUGCCUCACAGCAAGAAGGUCCAGAUUUCAACUCAACCAUCUGGCUGGGGACUGUCUAUGUGGAGUUGGUUAGGUUAACUGAUGAUUCUAAAUUGCCCAUAGGUGCAAAUGUGUUCUCCCAAGAGAGAAGCAUGUUUUUAAAAAAUAAAACAAAAAGUCUAUUUUAACAUGUGCCAAACAUUUGUAAAUUGCAAACAGUUAAGAUUUUGUUUUGAGCAUAUAAUUGGGGGUAACACUGCAUUUGGAAUUCUAAAUGGUCCCAUUUAGAAUUCCAAACAUGGCUGUCAGGUUGAAAACAAUAUCCUGAUAAAACGAUUAAAGUAGCAGCAGAGGUGUUUUGCAUUAAAAGGAUGUUGCAGUGAUGAAAACGUAAUCACACAUAGGUUUGAUCUUUGUCAUGUAUAGCACUUAUGGCUUGUCCACAGCUGUUGGCUUUCAGUGUUGGCUUGAAGGAUUCAACUUUGCUCUGACCUACGAGUGUGUUUAUAACCGCACCUAUUUUUGGAUCAUCAGCUUAGCAUUGAGUGUUGACUAGAGUUUGUUGUGUUGUGUAUGUGUUACAGAGGCAGAAAUGAAAUAGCAUGUGUACCGUCUGGUUAUUUUUUUGCUUAUUUUCUCUAACAGCGGCUGUAUAAUUUACUUCUAACUACUGAAAAGUCUUUUCAAGUCAACUUUCUGGUGUGAGGGUAAACCAAUCCAAAAAUACAACAUCUGGCAUGAAUGCCAUACUUAUACAAAUAAAAUAAAUUAGAAGUCAUUAGCAAUCUACAAAAAGAACCCUUCAUUUCAUGGAUUUGUUGUUAUUUACUCUUUAAACUCAAACACUACUAUAUCAGUGCACCUAAAGUGUUUGUUAUUAAUCUUUAUGCGGUUAUUAUCUUCAUUAGUGAAUGAGUGACUAAUACAGUGUUUAAUAAAGGUCAAAUGGAGAGACUGAAAUCCUUGAUUUAUUCUGAAUUCUUUUGAGACCAUUGCUUAUAUUGGUAUUAAUUCCAGUCCUUAGAUGAAAACUGCCCCAAUAUUAUAACAUCAUUAAAAAAUAUUAUGGGUAUGUUUUGUUUGAGUAUUUAUUUAGACUUUACUUUCUUCACCUAAAGUGCAAUUUGACAAAAAAGCAAGUAACUUUAAACUUUAAACCACACUGAAAACAAACAAGACAAGUGUGUUCAGUUAUGAAGUUUUAAUUAUUACCACUGGAUGGUACAAGUGGAAGGAUUAGAGGUCGUUUUCCUUUUACCUUUCUUCUCAGCCACCUCUGGUGCCCUGAGAAACAUAGAGGACACAGUUGCUUUACUAAAACAUGAGCUGCAUUCUUAUAAGUGUCUGUUAGGUUUACCCUAAUGUAAUCAUAUUAUCAAAAAGAAAUAAAUGGUAAGUGUUGACUGGU